This is a messenger RNA of Fonsecaea nubica, 1239 nucleotides long. RefSeq lists its product as hypothetical. The transcript has 3 exons. Lineage: Eukaryota; Fungi; Ascomycota; Eurotiomycetes; Chaetothyriales; Herpotrichiellaceae. The coding region runs from base 1 to 1239 and encodes 412 amino acids. Gene Ontology annotation, cellular component: mitochondrion. The record is from RefSeq and is a predicted model, not a curated record.
AUGGCAUCCGCGGGCCGCGCCUCAAAGUCCAUAAGCAGCGGACUCGCCGCAGCUAUCAGACCCAGCUAUGUCUGUCGGACAUGCAAACAUCAACUCCUGCAACGCGAAGCACAGCAAGCCAGACAGUCCUCCAGCCUGUCGUCAAGAGACUGCAUGCGACGUGGCACGGGUCUUGCAAACGUACAGCGCCGCCAAGUCUCCUUCAACUCUCUCCUCAACCGCUCUGAACCUUCCAACCAGCAAUCCCCGCCGAAGGACGCUGGAACUACUGCGCCGAUUGAGCAUUACGUUGAAGCCACCACUUGGGACGGAUUGGAACAUGUAGGCCAUCAGGGGCAUUGGAGGGACCUUCCUCCUAAUCCCAAAGACGACUAUGAACCCUGGCUUGAUCCAACCGCCACAACACCUCUCCAGCGCGACGAAUUUCUCUCAUUCCUUUACAUAUCCGUCGUCGAAUGUUUGGCGUACAAACAACUUGGAAAAGAUCCAGCCAUUCUUUUUGAACAGGGUCCGCCUGACUUCCACGGCGACAUGACGUCUCUAAAGAUCAAACUGUCGAGCUCUGGGACUGUGUCACACCUCGAAGAUCCAAGCGGUGUCUUACAGAAAGCCAGCGAAGCGCCGAGGCCUGAGUCGGAGAGGCAAGAAGAGAUCGAACUUUCCAUACCAGAGGUGGAGGAACAGCUCGCUGGCGCAAAGUUUGAUUUUAGUGAUCCCCUCACGUUUGCUGUUGUCAAGCGCUUUUCCCAACUCACCUCCCACCGCAUCCCUGAUCCUCUUCUCAAUACCAUCUUACGCGGCAACAAGCCCCUAACCACCUUUGUGGACUUACUCACGCAAAACGCGAAGCCAAAAGCCAAAAAAUUCGCAGAGUUGUUGUUAGCUAAGCAGAAAAAAGCACUGGAUUUCGCGGCUAAGGAGAGAAGCGACGCCGAGAUCGGCGAGACGCCAAUGCCCGAGCAGACAGAGAAAGCUGUCUCUGGACCACAGAACGACGCUACCCAGAAAACCCUGAGGAAGCCGCGGCAGAAAUUCCAGCCCCUUGGCCCCAACGUGAUGAUCUUCCCCCGCCGAGAGACAGAGGUUGAUCGCGAAAUGGAAAUCGGGCGUUGGAAGGUCAUCAAGCGCGAGCUCGAGAAUCGCAGUCUGCCAGUGUACCCGCUUCCGAGGUUGGUGCCGGAGGGUGAAGCGUGGAGGAACGAGGAACCGGAAGGGGGAGUUGCGCAGAGGAAUUUGUGA